Messenger RNA from Podarcis raffonei (Aeolian wall lizard), 2596 nucleotides. RefSeq names its product cathepsin Z-like. The transcript has 6 exons. Bases 323 to 1204 code for a protein of 293 amino acids. The record is from RefSeq and is a predicted model, not a curated record. NCBI's taxonomy places the organism in Eukaryota, Metazoa, Chordata, Lepidosauria, Squamata, Lacertidae. Gene Ontology annotation, molecular function: cysteine-type endopeptidase activity. Gene Ontology annotation, cellular component: lysosome.
GCGGUGAUGAAAGUCCCGAGAUGCGCAGGUGAACCUCCCGAGGGCGGCGGCGUUUAACUCUUUCUUCCUCCCUCGACGGCCGCUCUUAUCAGAUGGCCAACCCCUCGUUUCGUAACCCUGGGCGAACCAGUCGCCCUUCCCGCGCCGGGGCGGCGCCGAAGCGGGUUAUAAGGCGCGAACUUCGCCGCAGCUCCUCCACCCAACCGGCCCCGCGCGUUUCCGGCUCCCACCGCCAUCCGCAGCAGCCGUCUGGCCGGCCGGGGCGCAGCUUUCGUUCGACGGAGCGGGACGAGGCGCAAAGAUCCGCCGUCGAGCCGGGACCAUGGCCGGGCGCUGCCUCCGCCUGGCGCUUCUCCUCCUGCUGCCGCUCCUCGACGCCAAGGCCGGGCAGAGUUGCUACAAGCCGAGGAUUUCCAGGCCCUACGCCGUCCGAACCUACCCUCGUCCUUAUGAAUAUCUGGACACCUCAAAACUGCCCAAGAGCUGGGACUGGAGGAAUAUAAAAGGAGUCAACUAUGUGAGUGCCACACGCAACCAGCACAUCCCACAGUAUUGCGGAUCCUGCUGGGCUCAUGGCAGCACCAGCGCUUUAGCAGAUCGCAUCAAUAUCAAGAGGAAAGGCAUUUGGCCUUCUGCCUAUCUCUCAGUCCAGAAUGUGAUUGAUUGUGCCGACGCUGGUGGCUGCAGCGGAGGGGAUGACUUGCAGGUCUGGAGUUAUGCUCAUGAGCACGGCAUCCCCGACGAGACCUGCAACAACUACCAAGCUAAAGACCAAGACUGUGAUACGUUUAACCAGUGUGGAACGUGUGAUACUUUUGGAAAAUGUCAUAUGAUAAAGAACUACACCCGCUGGAAAGUAGCUGAUCAUGGUACUGUUAGUGGACGGGAAAAAAUGAUGGCGGAAAUCUAUGCAAGUGGUCCUAUCAGCUGUGGGAUCAUGGCUAGCCCAAAGCUGCACAAUUACACUGGAGGACUGUAUGCUGAAUAUCGUCUGCUGCCGUCUAUAAACCAUGUCGUUUCUGUCGCUGGCUGGGGUAUCGAGAACGGAACUGAGUAUUGGGUUGUCCGGAACUCUUGGGGCGAGCCAUGGGGCGAGAAGGGCUGGCUUAGAAUCGUAACAAGUGCAUACAAAGGGGGAAAAGGAGCAUUCUACAACCUUGGCGUUGAAGAACAAUGUGCUUACGGAGACCCAGUUCUUCCUUAACUCUGCUGGAGGAGGAUCUGGAAACACCUGGUCAGAAGGCGCGGACUGUCCCAGCCCACUGCUUCGCUAAGGGAUGAGUUAAUACUCUGCAGCGUCCAUUAAUCAUGGAACGGUGAACCUUUAUUCUUUCUUGAACUAAACCUUUCUCUUAAAAGAAUUCCAUGCUGUUUAUGAAAUGACCCAAAGAAUGACAUGCACUGAUUGCACUGAGAGAAGCAAAGCAAACAGCUUUUAUUACUUUUGCAUAUGGAAAUUAGUUAAUUUUUAUCGUAAUUAUUUUAUAGCUUUCUGCGGAGGGAGAGACUUAUUUGUUUUUGAAAAAAUGUUAAUACUGGGGAGCAGAGCUCUUAAAUAACUUGAAAUUAAAUUCCGUAUGAAAUUAUGCAGGUCGUAAAUUUCUCACUGUAUAGGCAUAGUGGAGAGAUGAUUUGAGUCAGAAAAGCUUGGAAACGUGAGUGCCUCCUUGCUUUCUAUAGGGCUAAUUUUUCUUGCCGAAAGUCUUAAAGAGCUGUUCAGUAAGAAUGAUGGCAAUACAGAACCAGCUGUUAUGUGACAAGCUAUUGAUGGUCCUCCUUUCAGUCUUGCCCCAAAGUGGGCAACACGUUAUCUUCCAAUAGGUUGUUGGGUCUGCACCCCCCCCAAUAAUCCCAGAUCAUUCAGGCUGAUGAAAAUUAUGGUCCCCCAUCCCUGGUCAAGCUCAGGAUUUGCACUCAUCCAUCUACAAGCUGCUGAACUGGCUGGUAAGCAUUAAGGAGCAGCUUCCUAGCAGUAUCAGCUCAUAUUUUGAACACAUGGCAUCCUUGUUAUUACCCCACACUAACCUAUCUCCUCUCCCCUGGAGCUGGGUGCGGCUUUUAAGGCUGCUUAGUGCAGGGUCACAGCUUCUUAUCUUGCCUUCUGCAGUCUCCAUUCUCUUUCUCAUAAGUUGCAGAUCAGAUCAGAAUCCACUAGUUGACUAUGGAGGGUUGUGCUAAAACUAGCAGCAGCAGCAGGCCAGCACUCCUUGUGAGAUUACAGCUGAGCAUUGCCUCCACCCCAUCGUCCUGUUCCCCUAGGCUUCUGGCACCCACUGUUUCAAGUAAGGGUAAAACAGCUGCUGCAAGCUAUUUGUGCACAAGCUCCCCAGGGUGUCAGGGGAAGGCAGGCUGUGUGAUUUUGUUAACCUAUGACCAAGCUCAGCAACGGCACCAGCCAAUCACAGCCUGUUUUUGCUCCAUAUUGGGAUCGGCACAAACAAGGGUUGCCAAGUACCUUGUAAGCUAGAAUUCACAACUAAUGCAGGCUGAGUUUGGUGGCUCAUAAGCUCAACAGCCUUGAGCUUUGGGUAUUCAGAUCCUUUCUGGAUUGUAGCACACAACCUGUGAAGGAGAUUUGUCUAGUUCAGUAGCUAAG